CCAACCGCUAAUAAACCGGAAAGAAGAAGAAGUCUGAAGCGAAAUGAUUUUCACAUAAAAAAAAAAUUAAAUAACUGUGUAAUGUAUCACAGCCAGGAGUCGUACACAAAGAGGGACAUGCCUUUGUUUUUGGUUCGAUUUGUAUGACCUGUCAAAGAUGGAUGAAGUGAUGGAUUCCCAAAAGAGUUUGACCGCUGAGGUCGAGCCAGCAGAUGCAAUGAAAGUUGCUCCACUGUCAAGCCCAACAGAUGGAAAAGACGAACGCUUUUGUGAGUCACAAAAGUCCGACACAGCAAAAGUGUGUCGUGCGCCGACGGAGCACGCGCACGAUGAUGUAGCUUCUCAGAAUUCAAUGGACUGUGAGUCUGCACUCGCCGAAUCUCCUCUCGCAGGCGGCGGAAGUAGCGCAGCUCAAACACACUGUUCUAAUGGACAGAAAUCUAAGAGGCCCUCUUCACCAGGUCCCCACCCCGUUAAAACAACCUGUGUUGACGCACAAUCCCCAAAUCCAAAACUCACCCUGUGUUUAAGCAGUCCCAGGAAGCCUGCGGGUACAUCCAGUGAUGUGGAGAUGCUGAGCCCGGAGAGUCCGGUCGGUAAACCCAUGCUCAUUAACAACUCAGCUGAGAAGGAUUAUGACGUCGAUGCUAGUGUUGCGGCUCAGGUAAUGAAAUCUCAGCAGACUGUCAGAGACUCUGACUCUGGAAAUCCGGACAAAGUAUCAGUCCAACCUGUUGCCAUGGGAACUCAGGAUGCUGAGAAAGCAGAGUGCAGUGGCUCAUCUAAUAAGAGCCAAGAUGUAAUUGAAAGCCAGUCGGGCGCAAGUUUCCAAAGCCUUUCAUUCGCAUUGCAUAACAUGGACAAAGGUUGGUUGGGGACGCCCAUAGAUGAGUUGAACAGAAUACCCCAGUGUGCCCCUCCGCUGUCUCACCUGAAAGUUGUGCCUAAUCACACUGUCACAAUCAGGACAGAUCUCCUCAGAGAGGGAGAGGUCCCUGUCCCAUACCCCACCAAGUUCAAAGACGCAUGGGACGAUGUGUCAGUGAAAAUGCCCUGCUCUGAGAAGAAUCUGUUUCCUAUGGAGACUGAGGAUGGAGGUGGUGUCCAAAGUCGGUGGGAGCUGAUCCGCACUGCCUUGCGAGGAGGGUUCAAGAGUUCUCUGGAUGUGAGGGAUGCAAUAUUGAGAUAUAACACGGCCCAUGCAAAGAAAUGGGACUUCACUGCCCUGAACCUUCUUUGUACUGAGUAUCUUGAGGGUUGUGAGGUACAAUACCUGUUUGAUGAAAUACUACCUGCCAUGGUUGACCUGGUAGUCCACACUCCUCGCCUCUGCACAAUGCCGAUUCCUCUACUGAAGUCGAGGAUGAACCAUUCCCUUACUAUGUCUCAGGAGCAAAUAGCGUGUCUUCUGGCCAACGCCUUCUUCUGCACAUUCCCCCGACGCAACUCCCGCAAGUCAGAAUACUGCAAUUACCCCGAGAUCAACUUCUACAGGUUGUUUGAAGGUCCUUCACCGAGAAAAAUUGAGAAAUUGAAAACGCUGCUGUGCUACUUCAGGAGAAUUACACAGACGAGGCCCAAGGGUCUUGUUACAUUCACAAGGCAAGCACUUAACAAUCCUCCAAACUGGGAAAGCUCUCAGACUCAGCUGACGCGUCUACAUAUCACUUGUAAAGGGACAAUUGAGGACGAUGGAUACGGGAUGCUGCAGGUGGACUUUGCAAACCGGUUCGUAGGCGGUGGAGUCACAGGCCAUGGACUGGUCCAGGAAGAAAUCAGGUUCCUCAUCAACCCCGAACUCAUUGUCUCUCGCCUCUUUACUGAAGCUCUUGAAUACAAUGAAUGCCUCAUCAUCACAGGAACUGAGCAGUACAGUAAAUAUUCAGGCUAUGCCGAGAGUUACAAAUGGAAGGAGAGCUACAAAGACGAGACCCCCAGAGACGACUGGCAGAGAAGAUGUACAGAGAUCGUGGCCAUGGAUGCUCUUAAAUACAGGCACUUCCUUGAGCAGUUUUUCCCUGAGAAGAUGACCAGAGAGCUCAACAAGGCGUACUGCGGAUUCUAUCGAAAUAACGCCAACAGCAGGCACCUCUCUGCGGUAGCCACCGGCAACUGGGGCUGCGGAGCUUUUGGUGGAGACACGCGGCUCAAAGCGCUGCUUCAGUUCAUGGCGGCGGCCGAGGCUGGGAGAGACGUGGCGUACUUCACGUUCGGAGAUGCUCAGCUCAUGAGGGAUGUUCACGAAAUGCACACUUUUCUCACAGAGAGAAAAGUCACUGUCGGGAAGCUGUACAGCCUUUUGAACCAGUACUUCAACGUGGUGUGUAAGAACUGCCACACCGCUCGACCCGACGUCCGCCUCUACAGUUUCAUCUACGAGGGAGUGUCUUCCGCCACGACCGCCGACACCUCCGACUCUAAGGAAUCUGGGAUGAUGUCUCUGACGUUGGACUCUCAUUAACGGGGAGAACUGUAACUUAACCUCCUUUCCUCUGUCUCUAAAAGAGACUCCAGGUUCAGAAACGUCAGUGCUCUCUCAGUCUUGUUCUUACAAUCACUUUUUUUCCUCACACACGGUCCCUUUAAGUUUGUGGUCCCAACACACAAACUACCAAAACACAGUUUUGCCUUUCUCGCUGGUGGUAUUAUAGGAGGCUCAUAGUGCGUCACCAGAUGUGGUGAAAUGUUUCAGAUACUUAUAGCAAUAGUAAAUCCUGGUUGCUGUUAGGCCUUUCUUUAUAGUAAAUAUAAUGUGGAAUAGUUGGGGUUUUUUUUUGUUUUGUUUUGUUUUUUUAAAUCACUAAUUUCAAAUAUGGCCAAAUAUUCAUCAUAUGCAUGGUUGUGGGCACUUUUCACUUCACUAUCGAUAAUCGAGGGCACGAUAAUCCUCCCUGGUUAUCUUAUGUCAUACUGUGUUUUCCUUCUUCUUUGGAUGAGUUGUCUUCUCUAUUCACCGUUCCCAGGCUGUGGUGAGGAUCCUGAGUGUGGAGAGAUGAUGAGACGCCAUAACUGUAGUCUAUGCAUGGGUAACAUUUAUUUAUCAAAUAAUCUACACAUAUAUGCUGCUCUUUUAUAUCCUCUAUGAUGUUGAAGUUCAACAUGCAUAUUUGUCCUUAAAACCUUAAAACUAUUCAAUAUAGGUCAAAUCCCAAAAUUUCAUCAAACAGUUUCAUCACUUCUAAGGUAUCCAUUGUUAGAGUAUUAAUACUGUACAAAUAAAAGGGGGGCAGCGGAUGAAGAAAGAAUUGCACGAAAAAAAAGUAUUUUUGUUAAUGUUUUUAAUCAGCAUUUAUUUUGGGGAUGCAGUUAUGUUUUUUAUCGUUUACUGUGAUUUCUGUUUGAUAGAGUGGGGUCUAUUUAACGAUGGGUUGAAUAGAUGAAUAGAUUAAAAGCUCUAAAUGUACUGCAUAGUACUGUACUGUAGGUUUUUACGUUGUACUAUUUUAUUAUCAUUUCAUAAUUAAAGUAAAUCCUGUUGAAA
Molecule: messenger RNA, 3481 nt
Organism: Mugil cephalus (flathead mullet)
Lineage: Eukaryota; Metazoa; Chordata; Actinopteri; Mugiliformes; Mugilidae
Gene: parga
Product: poly (ADP-ribose) glycohydrolase a
Exons: 18
Coding region: 158-2461 (767 amino acids)
Biological process (GO): regulation of DNA repair; nucleotide-sugar metabolic process; carbohydrate metabolic process
Cellular component (GO): nucleus; cytoplasm
Molecular function (GO): poly(ADP-ribose) glycohydrolase activity
Source: RefSeq, a predicted model, not a curated record